AUGGAUAAUAAUGAAGGCUCUGAUGAAGACCAUCUUACCAGUUAUGAUAUUCAGCUCAGUAUUGAAGAAUCAAUUGAAGCCAAUAAGACUGCACUUUAUCCUGAAAGGUUUAUACCACUAAGUAAUGAAAACAGAAAACUUGUGCGGGCCAUAAGACAAGGCCACAUUCUUGAGCUCCAGGAACAUGUGAAAUAUAAAAAUGCACUAGAUGAAGCUGAUGAGAAAGGAUGGUUUCCAUUGCAUGAAGCUGUUGUUCAACCUAUUCAGCAAAUACUUGAAAUUGUUCUGGAUGCAUCUCAUAAAACACUUUGGGAAUUCAAAACCUCUACUGGAGAAACACCCUUGACUUUGGCAAUCAAAGCUGGUUUGGUACAAAAUGUAAGAACUUUACUAGAAAAGGGAGUGCACACAAAUACCAAAAAUGACAAAGGAGAGACACCCCUACUGAUUGCUGUGAGAAAGGGCUCUUAUGACAUGGUGUCUGCUCUGAUUAAACAUAACACCAGUCUUGACCAGCCUUGUGCCAAGAGAUGGUCAGCAAUGCAUGAAGGAGCUAAACAAGGCCGUAAGGAUAUCAUAGCUCUGCUGCUAAGCCAUGGAGGUAAUGUCCACCUCAGGGACGGAUUUGGAGUCACGCCAUUAGGUGUAGCUGCUGAGUAUGGUCACUGUGAUGUGUUGGAGCACCUUAUCCACAAAGGAAGUGAUGUAUUUGCUUUGGCUGAUGAUGGAGCAUCUGUGCUGUUUGAGGCAGCAGGAGGAGGCAAUCCUGACUGUAUUUCCCUCCUGCUAGAAUAUGGAGGAAGCGGAAAUGUACCUAACAGAGCAGGACACCUUCCUAUACAUCGAGCUGCCUAUGAAGGACAUUAUCUUGCCCUGAAAUAUCUUAUUCCAGUAACAUCUAAAAAUGCAAUCCAGGAAAGUGGGCUAACACCAGUUCACUCAGCAGCUGAUGGGCAAAAUGUUCAGUGCCUCGAAUUGCUCAUUGAAAAUGGCUUUGAUGUGAAUAUCCUGCUUGCUGACCAUAUAUCUGAGAACUAUGAUGAUAACAGAAAGACUGCACUGUAUUUUGCUGUUUCAAAUAAUGAUAUCCAAUGCACAGAAGUUCUUCUGACUGCAGGUGCAAACCCAAAUCUAGAUCCUCUCAACUGUCUACUUGUGGCAGUAAGGGCCAAUAAUCAUGAAAUUGUUCGGCUGCUUCUUUCCCAUGGAGCUAAUGUCAACUGCUAUUUUAUGCAUGUGAAUGACACCCAUUUUCCCAGUGCCAUUCAGUAUGCUCUGAAUGAUGAGAUAAUGAUGAGGCUGUUGCUGAACAAUGGUUAUCUAGUGGAGAAGUGCUUUGACUGCAUGCAUGGGGACAUCUUUGGAAAUAGAUUUUUGUGGUCAGAGAUAGAGGAAGACGAAAUACCUGGAUGGACAUCUUGUGUAAUAAAAGAUAACCCGUUUUGUGAAUUUAUUACAGUUCCUUGGAUGAAGCACUUGGUAGGCAGCAUUAUUCGUAUCUUAAUAGAUUACAUGGAUUAUAUCCCUCUAUGUGCUAAACUAAAAUCAGCACUAGAAGUACAGAGAGAAUGGCCAGAAAUCUGUCAAAUACUAGAGAAUCCUCGUUCAUUGAAGCAUUUGUGUCGCUUAAAAAUUCGAAGACUUCUGGGGCUCCAGCACCUCUGCCAACCAGCCUCGAUAGAGAAGCUUCCUCUACCACCAAUUAUUCAAAGAUAUAUUUUAUUUAAAGAAUAUGAUCUCUAUGGACAAGGGCAAAAUUUGACAUAA
Suncus etruscus (white-toothed pygmy shrew) is the source of this 1767-nucleotide messenger RNA. It is a transcript of the gene ASB15, whose product is annotated as ankyrin repeat and SOCS box containing 15. The transcript is spliced from 9 exons. Gene Ontology annotation, biological process: intracellular signal transduction. The coding region runs from base 1 to 1767 and encodes 588 amino acids. The record is from RefSeq and is a predicted model, not a curated record. Gene Ontology annotation, molecular function: protein binding. Gene Ontology annotation, cellular component: cytoplasm. NCBI's taxonomy places the organism in Eukaryota, Metazoa, Chordata, Mammalia, Eulipotyphla, Soricidae.